UCCUAGCCCAAUGGGGAGGCAAAUCUGUCUCCGUGAUUUCCUUGCUAAAUAAAGGAAAGGAAAGCAGCUAAACGAAUGCCGACUUGCAAAGCCACCAGCAAGAGACUCCUCUCUUAUCCCGUCGUCCUCUUCUCUCGCCUCCAAUAAUUCGUAACCCUUCUCCUUCCAGGCCGGGCUCCUGCUGGCCGGAGUUCCCAUCUCCCUCUUUCCUUCUCGGUUACUAUCCGUGAAGUCUGCUUGCGCCGUGUGUGCGUGUGAGACCGGACGCAGCUUAACGAUGGGGCGUGGCAAGAUAGUGAUCCGCCGGAUCGACAACUCCACGAGCCGGCAGGUGACGUUCUCCAAGCGGCGGAACGGGAUCUUCAAGAAGGCAAGGGAGCUCGCCAUCCUCUGCGACGCAGAGGUCGGGUUGGUCAUCUUCUCCAGCACCGGUCGUCUCUAUGAAUACGCCAGCACAAGCAUAAAGUCAGUGAUUGAUCGAUAUGGUCGAGCAAAGGAGGAGGAGCAUGUAGCAGACCCCAACACAGAGCUUAAGUUCUGGCAAAGGGAGGCAGCAAGCUUGAGACAACAACUGCACAACUUGCAAGAAAAUCAUCGGCAGUUGAUGGGACAAGAUCUUUCUGGACUAGGUGUCAAGGGACUUCAAAAUCUAGAAAAUCAGCUAGAGAUGAGCAUUUGUUGCAUCCGGACAAAAAAGGACCAACUCUUGGUUGACGAAAUUCACGAACUGAAUCGAAAGGGAAGUCUCAUCCAACAAGACAACAUGGGAUUACACAGAAAGGUCAACCUAAUUCGUCAAGAAAAUGCUGAAUUAUAUAAGAAGCUCUAUGAGAAAGAAGCAGAAGGUGAAGUCAACCGAGAUUCAACAACUCCGUACAACUUUGUAGUUGCAGAGGGUGCCAACGUUCCUAUCCAUCUUGAGCUUAAUAUUCCACUGCAAGAAAAUGGUGUUGAGCAACCUGUGGCUCCUAAAUUAGGGUUGCAAUUAAAUCAAUGAAGACAUGCAGGACAUUGCCUUUGUUCUCAUUGUCCUUGUAGUCUGCAACUCAAAGCAGCCUAAAAUGAUUGGUUGUAACAGGCCUAAAAACAUAGCAAGACAAAUAAAGUAUGCAUGCCAGAGACAGUGGCAAUGGUAGUGCAAAUCUAUCUCAAAUAACUUGUGUUAUAUUGAAUAAUCCAGCAAAUGGUUUGUUUUUUACACGUUAUGCAAGUUUGUUUGACCAAAAUGGUAUGUAACAUGUACAAAUUUCCAAGUGAACUUAUUGAAAAAAUUCUAUAAAGUGUGUAUCUGGAAAAUUGAACU
Messenger RNA from Zea mays, 1303 nucleotides. Its product is annotated as MADS-box transcription factor 27. The coding region runs from base 278 to 997 and encodes 239 amino acids. NCBI's taxonomy places the organism in Eukaryota, Viridiplantae, Streptophyta, Magnoliopsida, Poales, Poaceae. The transcript has 8 exons. Gene Ontology annotation, cellular component: nucleus. Gene Ontology annotation, molecular function: protein dimerization activity; RNA polymerase II transcription regulatory region sequence-specific DNA binding; DNA-binding transcription factor activity. The record is from RefSeq and is a predicted model, not a curated record. Gene Ontology annotation, biological process: positive regulation of transcription by RNA polymerase II.